AUGCCGGCGAAUAGUCAUUCUCCCGAGCUUUCAUUCUCCCCUGAUCAUAAUACUGGGGCCCGCAACCUUCAGACCGUAUUUCGGGUAUCUCCCCCGGGCCAGAAAUCAAAUGGAUUUCAUUCAAGGAGAGCCCACAAGAAAUCUCGAGCUGGCUGCCUGACAUGCAAGAAGAGAAGAGUCAAGUGUGAUGAAGGGAAACCAAACUGUCGAAGGUGCACAACCCGAGGCAUUGAAUGUGGCUAUUUUCUCGAAUCAGAAGAGGCUGGCAAUGGCGCAAAUAACUUGAUAAUUUCUGCGCCAUGUGCUACCAUCUCCUCUCUUGCCAUUGACGAUAUCACGAAAAACAUCCAGACUACAUUGAGCUUUGAUCCAGAAUGGAGUCCGUAUGCUUUAAUGAAUGCAAACUCCGACCAUCCGCUCAGCACAGUUGCCUUCCAGCAUUUUGUCAAAUCUUCAACUGACACAAUUGUCGUCCCUGCCAUCCGCAAUGUCAUGCGAACAGAUAUGGUCCGCGUUGCAUUCACCAGUGCCCACCUCAUGUAUACCAUCCUUGGUGUUGGCAUGCUUCACUAUAACCGGUACUCACCAAACAAAGACCGGUCCGUCGCAGAGUCUUACCUGUGGCAACAUGCCAUCAAGCUGUACCAAAAGGCACUGUCCUCCAAAAUACAACCCGAAAACGUCGACGCCCUCCUAUCCACCUGCAUGCUCAUGGGGGUAAUGACCAUUUGCCCCGAGAAAUUCGAGCCAGCCGAUUCGUGGGUUCUCACCAAUAGACCCGAAGACAUGAACUGGCUCGCAUUACAAAGCGGACUGAAAACCAUUCUAACGCUUGCAUCUCCGUAUCUAUCUACCAGUAUCUGGGGGGAUGCAUUUAAGGCGGUUGAUGAAACAGGCGACAAGAUAUUUAAACAAGAUGAAGCUAAAGGACGCGAAGGUCUUGAUCCCCUUUUAGCGGAUUUGUGUGGGGUUGACGAGGAAAGUUCCGGGAGCACCAGUGUUUACUAUGAUCCUUUGAGUUAUCUUUGCAGCCUUAGGAAGCUGGAAUUUACUGGACCUAACGCUGCGCACUGUGCAUCGUUCAUGGGGAGGUUGGAGUGCGACUUCCUGGCUCUUCUGAGGAAAAGGGACCCACCCGCACUUAUGAUUUUGGCGCAUUGGAUGGGGCAUAUGUGCUUGCUAUCUGAGUGGCAGCCUUGGAUUGAGGGGAGGAUAAGGAAGGAGUGUGUGGCUAUUUGCAUGUUUUUGGAGUAUAGUACUGACCCGAGGAUCUUGCUACUGUUGCGGUUUCCAGCCGAGGCGUGCGGGUAUAGACUUAGCUUUCUUUAG
Penicillium longicatenatum is the source of this 1329-nucleotide messenger RNA. Its product is annotated as Zn(II)2Cys6 transcription factor domain-containing protein. The transcript is spliced from 3 exons. Bases 1 to 1329 code for a protein of 442 amino acids. The record is from RefSeq and is a predicted model, not a curated record. NCBI's taxonomy places the organism in Eukaryota, Fungi, Ascomycota, Eurotiomycetes, Eurotiales, Aspergillaceae. Gene Ontology annotation, molecular function: DNA-binding transcription factor activity, RNA polymerase II-specific; zinc ion binding. Gene Ontology annotation, biological process: regulation of transcription by RNA polymerase II.